This is a messenger RNA of Haemonchus placei, 336 nucleotides long. Lineage: Eukaryota; Metazoa; Nematoda; Chromadorea; Rhabditida; Trichostrongylidae. The record is from the annotation of a GenBank genome assembly.
GUGAGCUCUGGGACAUCAGGAGUGGUCCUGCUUGCACUGGUUGUGGUCUCAUUCAUAUUACACAUCCUGAUAACGGCCAAUAUCUUUUUCUAUAGAUAUCUCCAGCUGUGCAGGUCAAAAUACUUUGUCUUCUAUUCGACCAAAAAAGGAUUUUUGUCAUUGUUGGCGAUUAACCUACUGAUUAUCUUCAACUGGGCGUGUUACAUUUAUUUUUGUUUAUUUCCUUACGACGAAAUUGGAGCCUAUGUCCGAGAACCUGUGAGGAACAUAAUUAGCAUGGAUCUAUACAAAACUGCGUUUCUCGGCUUUUGCGUGAAGGUAAGGUUCAUUGGUUAA